This is a messenger RNA of Thelazia callipaeda (thelaziosis nematode), 618 nucleotides long. NCBI's taxonomy places the organism in Eukaryota, Metazoa, Nematoda, Chromadorea, Rhabditida, Thelaziidae. The record is from the annotation of a GenBank genome assembly.
AUAAUGAUUAUAGCAUCUCAGUUAGUUCGGAUAGAAUGUCCAUUCAUCCCAACAUCAGAAUGUUGCUUUCUGCGGUGGUCACCAUAUUGUGUUCCAAAGCACUGCUUCAAACACAUUCUAGCAAAUUGUCCUGAGCGGAAAGUGAUCAUGUUUAAGCGUACUAUAAGACCACAAAAUGAUAUACGUCGGUCUCCGAAUUCACCCCUUUGUGGUACUGCUGAAUUGGGUUACAAGCCGUGUGCUAGCCGAGUAGUUGCUGAUAAGUUAUUUAAAUCGUGCUGUAAUAUUUAUCUUCCGAAAGAAUGCCAUUCAUUGUGUACUUAUGAAACUAAUCAGAGUACUACACGUAAAAUGUUAAUUUCAAUGUUAAGUGAAAAGAAGUGCGAUUUGAAAUUCUUGUCCAGGAUUUUGUACUGUGCAUCACAAAAUCGCGACAACAGGAAGUGUUGUGCUCACCUCAAUCUAAAUGAUCCACAGCUUCAGGUAGGUAGUCGGUGCCUGCGAAUGUGUGACCCGUCAGGAACUGCCUUAGAAGAAAUCACGAGAGAAGACGCUACCUGUCUGUACAAUUGGAAUGUUAUAAUGUACUGUCAUCACAGCGGGAUACGUGAGAUGUGA